Molecule: messenger RNA, 1279 nt
Organism: Impatiens glandulifera
Lineage: Eukaryota; Viridiplantae; Streptophyta; Magnoliopsida; Ericales; Balsaminaceae
Product: protein COFACTOR ASSEMBLY OF COMPLEX C SUBUNIT B CCB4, chloroplastic
Exons: 8
Coding region: 191-1090 (299 amino acids)
Biological process (GO): cytochrome b6f complex assembly
Cellular component (GO): chloroplast
Source: RefSeq, a predicted model, not a curated record
UUGAAUAUUUGAUGAAAUGAAUGAAUGAUUGUUUGAAUUAUCGUUGAUUUCGAAUUGAUUAUUUGAUAUUCUAGCUGCUAGAUCUAUUUUCAUGAUUUGAGAGAUUGAUGAUGAUGAUGACUAUUUGAUUUCUUCAUUCCGAGUUCAUAAACUGAUUCUAUUCAUUAUCUAGAUAAAACAACCAAAAUCAAUGAUGUUAGGUUCUAUGGAAAUCGGAAGUUUUCUCCGUCCAACACCUGUAAAGCGAAAAUCGCAUAUUACUUCUCCAUUCCCUUCCCUACCAAUAUCCGUAAGAGCUUCUUCCAAUUUACAGGGAGGAGGAGGAGCUUACAGAGGACCGAAACCAACAAGAGAAUGGCCAGCUGAUUGGAUUUCCAACAACGAUGAUACUGUUCGGAGCUUACCAAUCUAUGUAGGCGGUGCAUCUUUGGUGGCUGUUCUCCUCAAUCGCGCUAUCUCCGGCAUUGCUCCUGUAGCUGAUGCUGGCAGUUCUCAAUCUAGAGCUGAUUUACUGACAUUAGGUUUGGCUGUGACUAACAUUCUUGCUGGACUUGUAUGGUUGUCUAUCAAACCUAAAACGAUAUCAAUGGUUUAUCCAGAAGGUGUGGUUUGCCAAAAGAUAAGUCCUCAUCUUCCUCAUCUUGCUGUUUCAGAGAUAUUAUGGGUGUGGGAGUCUCUUUCAGUUGCCACUUGCUGCAGAUCCCUAGUUAUUGUUUAUGAUGAGAAAUUCAUACUUCAAUAUGGGUAUGCUUCUACAUCAUCUUCAGAUAAUAGUGAACCAAUUUAUGUUGAUGUUGAAAAUUUGAUGCAAGGAUCCCUCUACCAGAGUGUACUGAAAUCUGGAUCACAGAGCUACUUGGCUAACCUUUCUCUUUUUCCUGCUGGCAAACCUGAGUUGCCUUUUCUACCUUCAAAUACACAGGCUGUCAUCUUGCAACCCCUUGGUGACAGGGGAAUCGCGAUAAUAGGAGGCGACACGAUUAGGGGCUUUACAUCUUCAGAUCAGGCAUGGAUAUCGUUAAUUGGAGAUAAACUCGUCACUACACUACAGUCAAUUGUUAUGUCUGAGGAAAUAUCGAUUCGCAAAUAAAAUGUCUGUUUGAUGGACAUUUAUUGUAUGUACACACCAAAAUGGAAGUUUAUCAGGUAUGGUUUUAUGCUUGUCUGUGUGGUACAUGUAUUUAUGUCUUUGUUUGUAUCCCAUGGCUUGUUUGAUGAAGGGUUAUUUGAAUUUAAAUCAAAUAAUCAUUAUCUUACCAUCAAUCAAAUUAUUCUUAUA